GCAACUGAUCUGUUUGUUUCGGAGAUGAAAUCACUGGAUGUUCACAAAUUUGCCGUUAUCUGAUCUAAAAAUUCCUCCUUUUUUGGUGUGUCCGUUUCUUCUUCGUCGAUAGAUUAUUUUCACGGUUCUGUUCUAUGGCUCGAUGAUAUUGCAGCCAAGGUCUCGUGGACGCCGUUUGAUCAUCUGACGGCGGGAUAUGGCUCAGUUGUUGCAGCAUCAGGACUCCAAUGCGUUAUGCGACAAGAAUCACACGGGUUGCGUGUGGAGCGUACUUCAAUAUUUCGACUACCAUCAGCGUCUUCACGCGAACAAGUCCCCGGAAGACACGAAUUAUGGCGACGCGGAACAUGCUGGGAGUACAGAGUAUUCAAGACUGUAUGUUCCUUCAAUUAGCAAUCAACACGACAAGUCAUACAGAGAAGCAAACUCAAGGGUUGUCAAAAGAAAUUCAGGCAAGGCUCUUAGAGAUUUAAUAUUAAAGAAGUUAUUCAGGAAACUGCAUCGUAAACAAAAAAUGCUUCCAGUAACACCACGCCUGCUGCGCACCUUUUCCAUUCAUCACCUGAAGUGCAAUGAUUAUGUUCUUCCAGAGGAAAUGUCUGCUGAAAGUGAAAUAGAAGUUUUAGAAACACAAGAGACUGAUUCUUUUCAAUCCAGCAAAGAAGCUCCUCUUAUGGCAAAAGACAUAAAAUGUCAAGUUUGUGGAUCAGUUGACAUUGUAAAAAAUGUCGGUCAGGACCAGCUUGUUGAGCUUGGAGAUCAUUUAACCGAGAACCAAACUAUACUAGUGGAAAAAUUACAUGCAGCAAGGGAAGCAUUCUUGAAGCAGAAGCAAUUAGUUGCCAAAGGGAUUGGAACAGAUGAUGCCCUUCAAUGUAAAGAUUGUACUACAAUGUUUGAGUUAUUUAAUGCUCAUAGAGAUUUGUUUUCAAAAAUUAUGGAAGAUCCAAAUUCUGUUCUGGAGAUUCAAUCACAGGGUCUCCAUCGAUCCGAUGCAAAUAAACUGUUAACCAAGGCUGGCUCAUUCCCAUUGUUGCGGUCACUAGGAAGAAGAAGAAAUGGUCAGUCAGCCCAAGUUAAGCAUAAUCAGAUAGCAGGAGUUCACUUUGUUAACGAAGAAGUGAAAUCACCAUUGGAAAAAAGAUCAGUUUCAAAAUCCAUGGACAAUGAUUUGCAGGCUGUGCCAUCUAGUGCUGGUAUUAAUGUAGAUAUGCUAAAAUCAGAAUCUGCAGUUCUAAAUGAUUAUGGGGUUGAUCCUGAUUCAGAAUUUGUACCCACUUCUCAUGAAAUGGAAAAUUGUACGGUUCAUGGAACUCAUUUAAAUAGUUUAGUAGAUAUAACUCAUGAGAACAGGAAUGAGAAUCAUCGGAUUUCAAUGGAUGGAUUCUUGCAUAAAAUCCCCUAUGGCCAGAAGGUGCCUGAGGAAGUCCUAACGAAAAAGUUGUUUCAAUCUGCCUCAGCUAGAUCUUUUAGGGAUGUCUCAAGUGAUACUUUUGGUUUUCCUCCUAAAGUGGAUCCACAUCAAAGUAUUAAAAGGUCCCGUUCUGUUGUGGAUUCCUCAGAUCGAUAUUCUAACUUUCUUAAUUAUAUUCCAGUUGGAGAAUCCAAAAGGCUGCCUGAGACCUUUAUCUCAGUAAAAAAGCAAUACAGCAGUGUGCCAGACAGGAAGACCCCAAGAACCUUUGGAAGAAUUCAUUCUAAUCCAGAAUUCAGAUCUUAUCAUCUAAGUCGAGAUAUCCAAAGUGGGCUAUUUCAUGCGUCUCUAUCACUAAAAGAAUCAUCGAUCAUUCGUCGGGAUGAUGAGACAGUUGACAUGUAUAGUCUUACUAAGCAAGAGUCAGUUGAGACCACUUUGCAUAUGAAGGGCAAGAUGGAAUCAUAUAAAUCUACAGAGCAGAUUUGUAAUUUAAAUGCUAGUGGGUCAACCGAGAAACUAUCUUUGGUGAAAAUCAGUGAAACUGAGCUGAGUGAAUCAUGCAAUGUUACAGAUUCAACAACGGAGUAUGGUGGCCAUGUUCAGCUGCCUCGGAAGGAUACUGGAGCUGCUGAAAGCCCAUUCUUAGACAGCAAGUUUCACCAGAUUGACGUAUCUGAACUUUUAGAUUCAAAACAAGCGGGGAAGGGUCAUGUUACAGGGCAUGAGCUUGCAAGGAUACCUAAAAUAGACCCCAGUGAUGAACCAACAAAACAAAACCAAAAUUCUGAUCUUGACUUGUGUUUUGAAGAGGAUAUUGACAGUUCAUCAAAAUAUGCAGUCUCAAAAGAUUCCACACUCAGGAGCCUCCAUUUUGAAGGGCUCAAUUCUUUGCCACAACCAGCCAACAGCUUGGAUGUUGAUAUCUCAGCCGGGGUUGAGCCUGUUGAAUCCAGCUCCAGUAAUGAGCAGCGAGAUGGUCUUACUAGUACUGAUGUUUCUCACAUCAGAGUGGAUCAGAAUGAUGAGGCUGAGUUCGAUUACAUCAGAAAUAUUUUAAUGGAACCUAGUUUUAGUGGUUCGGCAUGGUAUUCUCGCUACCAGUCAGUGGACCCUUUACUCUUUGGCGAAGAGGCAUGCACAUUUCAUGUAUUUGAAGCUGCAUCAUGUGAUUCUGACAAUACAUAUCUUGAUCAUCAUCUUCUUUCCGAUCUAGUAAACGAGGUCUUAUUCGAGAUCUAUGAAAAAUCUUUCACCCCUGGCAUGUUCUUACAUAUUGGUCCUCGUGUCAGGCCAAUUCCUGUGGGUUAUCACAUCCUUGAGGAGGUCUGGGCAAAAAUCAGUUGGCAUCUUAGUUCAAGAAGACAGCCGAUUCACACACUUGAAAAUGUCAUGGCAAGAGAUUUUGCCACAAGCAAUGGGUGGUUAAACCUCCAGCGGGAUGCCGAGUCUAUUGGAAUGGAGUUAGCGGGUCUUAUAUUGGAUGAUUUACUGGAUGAAUUAAUGCCCGAGCUUACUGUUGGCUGAAAUCUAUAUGCUGCAUCAACCUAGGCUUGUUGUUUGCAUGUACAUAUCAAAUUUUUUGCAUCUGUUGAUGUUGUGUAUUGCUUUUCAUACCAUCAUUCAUAUAUGUGUACAGAGUGAAAAUAUUUGUAGUAUGUUUGGAGUGGGGAAAAAGAAUAAAAUCCUUGUAUCAUAAGAUUUGCGAUUGCAGAUAUUGAUUGAACAUCUAUAAAUUAAUUGUGUAA
Messenger RNA from Musa acuminata AAA Group (dessert banana), 3162 nucleotides. RefSeq lists its product as uncharacterized. The record is from RefSeq and is a predicted model, not a curated record. Bases 197 to 2941 code for a protein of 914 amino acids. The transcript is spliced from 5 exons. NCBI's taxonomy places the organism in Eukaryota, Viridiplantae, Streptophyta, Magnoliopsida, Zingiberales, Musaceae.